Aureococcus anophagefferens is the source of this 1611-nucleotide messenger RNA. RefSeq lists its product as hypothetical. Bases 17 to 1252 code for a protein of 411 amino acids. Gene Ontology annotation, biological process: translational elongation. The transcript is spliced from 2 exons. Gene Ontology annotation, molecular function: translation elongation factor activity; glutathione transferase activity. The record is from RefSeq and is a predicted model, not a curated record. Lineage: Eukaryota; Pelagophyceae; Pelagomonadales; Pelagomonadaceae.
AUUAUCGCCAGGAGCGAUGACUCUACAACUUUACACUUACCCAGGGAAUUUCCGUGCCUUCAAGGCGCUUGUCGCGGCGGAGUACGUGGGCGUCGACAUCGAUGUGCCAGAUUUUGACAUGGAAAAGACAGCGAAGACGCCAUCUUUCCUCGCGAUGUCGCCUAUGGGUAAGGUGCCAGUACUCAAGACACCUCAGGGUGCCAUAUUCGAGUCUAACGCGAUCGCUCGGUAUGUAGCGCGACUACGCAAGGACUCUGAGAUCUACGGACGGACGUUCUACGAAUCGGCGCUCAUCGAUUCAUGGGUAGAUUUCUGUGCGCACGAGCUCGAACUCCCCUGUACGAUGUGGGUAUACCCGAUCAUCGGCUACAUGCCAUUCAAUGCGGCAGCUUUCGCCAAGGCUAAGGAGCAUGUCAGUGACGCGUUGGAUUCUCUGGAAAGGCACCUCGUCGAUAAAACAUACAUAGUCGGCGACGCAAUUACGUUGGCAGACAUUACGUUGGUUUCGGCGCUCGUCUAUCCUGCGAAGCUCGCCAUGGAUAAGCUUUUCCGCGCGAGAUUCCCCAACGUGUUCCGUUGGUUUGAUCUUUGUGUGCAUCAACCUCAAUUUGUUGCGGUCAUUGGUGACGUCGCACUUGCGGAGUCUGAGAUGUUGCCAGCAUCUGCUAGCAAUGCAUCGAGGGACAAAAAGGAGAAGCUCCCCAAAAAAGAAAAGGCGAAAGUUGAACAGCCGACAGAACCUAAGCCUGAAAAGAAAAAAGACCACCCCCUGAAAAUUCUAGACAAAGAAGAGCCGUCCGAGUUUGUGGGCGAUGUUUGGAAGAAAGUUUAUUCCAAUAAUCCGCCUGAUGUCUGGAAGAAGCAGUUCUGGGAGAUGUAUGACCCCAAAGGCUGGUCCCUUUGGGCGUGCAGAUUUAAGUAUAACCACGAGAAUGAAAAGCAGUUCAUGUGCGCCAAUGCGAUCGGCGGUUUCGUCCAGCGCUCUGAUGCUGUUCGGAAGUGGGCAUUCGGCGCCAUGUUUGUCACUGGGUCUGAACAGGACCUCCCGAUUGAGAUCUCUGGAGUCUGGCUGAUGCGUGGACAGUCAGUCGAGCAUCUCAAGGAUGCUAAUGAUGACGCUCUUUGCUACACAUGGACUAAAAUUGAUCACACUAGUCAGGAGAUGAUGGACUUUGUUGCCGAAUACUGGGCUGCAGAUGUCGAUGGGUACCUUGAGGGCAAACUUGUCACGGAUGGUAAAGUUUUCAAGUGAGAGCGGUUACGCACCAUUGCAGUUUGGACACCAUCAUACACCAUCGUGAAGUAAUCACAAUUGUGAUGAAGCUCCCAAAAGAAUGGACUCUGGACUUGGUAACGUCCUCCCUUGUAUCAGCGCGCACUUGGAGGUGGUAGCUUGCGGUGGCCUGCCUGUGGCCCAGGUAGCAAGCAAGUUCCCAGGUGCCUAAGGUGCCCACACCCUGCGCCCACACCCCUAACAGCCACUACGAAAAACCCAGCAAUCUCGAUUAAUCGAGCCACGGACGAUCCCCGCGACUGCAUUGUGGCCCGAGGGAGGCUGUGCGUUGGCACGAUUUGGGAGAAGGGGGUGAGAUUAAGACUGCCAAGUUUCAG